GCGCAGCCACCAAGUGCGCGCGCAACCGUCUCGCGCGCGAACGUUUUUCAAACGCCUGCUCGACCCGCCGAAUUAAGAAAUACAUAGUGCAUCUGUGUAAAUAAAUAAAAAAAUAUUUUAUCUGUGAUUAGUUUAAAAAAAGUGGGUUUUAGUGUUGUGCCAUUGAGUUCAAGGAUAAUCGAUACGUAAAGUGGCGGCAAGAUGACGACGAAAUCGUACAGCAAGCACAAGGAGUUUAAAGAGUUCUCCAGCAGCAGCGGCGGCAACGCGCCCUUCGCGGGGGAACAAUUCGACAUGCUGAAAUCCGAACUGAUCCCGGCGAACAGCAAGCUCAACAACAUCGGCAAUGGCGGUCACCGCGAAUACCACUACGAGUACCGCGAGGAGAAGCUGCCGCACGGGAAGUACGACCGCAAGGAUCUGCACACCGUCGAGGAGUACACAAUACCACCAAAAACGCUGCCGAAGUCUGACGCCAGCUCGUAUUACUACGAGCGCGAGGAGCGUGACCUCCCCGCCAUCACCUCCGGCACCAGGACAUACAACUACGAAUCUAACACCAGUUCCUCGCCAGCUUACUCAAAGGUGAAGAGCAGCAAGGUAACCAAAGACCUGUCGCACAACGUGGAAGAGCUGGACUCGCUCCUCGACGAUCUGCAGAAGGACCAGGAGCGACAGCUGUAUAAGAGUGGCUACACUUCUGACACAGCUGAGAGCACAUCAUUCGACUAUAAGCGAGGCACCCCAGUGAAGGCUCCAUCCAGCGGCUACUCGACCCUCAAGCGCGAGGAACGUGUGGAAUCAUCCUCGUGGGGCUCCAGCCCUCCGCCCCCCACCACCACCCGCGCGGCGGAGAUCAGGCAGGAGAUGUACCGUGAGGAGAAGACAGAGUCCCGUGUGGUGCCGCAAGUGGUGCCGGCGCCGGCGCCUGCUCCCAUUCAGACCUGCACGCACUGCCACCACCAGACCAGCUCCACGGGCACUCUGUCCCGCUCCAGCACGCCCAUGAACAAGGUGACGACAACAGUGAAGACGUACACGUACGAGGUGCCCGCCGACCAGGACCCCACCACCGUGCCCAUCCCCACUCACGAUUCACACACUUAUGUUGGCGACACUGAAAAUGUUCGCACACUGAGCCGAACGACGACGGCCGGUGCCCCGGCGGCGCCCCCUCCCGGCGGCUGCCAGUACUGCCAGCACUGCAACACCAGCACCAGAGUGCGCCGCGACCAAUAUUCCGCCACUGACGUAUCUGAGCACACGACGGAGCGCAUGGUGUACCCGUCUCCAGCCAACGAAGUGAAGCUGCUGCCUUCAAAUCCCCCCGCUCCCGUCACCACGCAUCUGACGCCUGAGCGCAAUGGACACGGCCCUUAUGGUCCAUCGACGUACAAGUACAGCGAGACGACGUACUCGCGGCACGACACGACUGAGCGCGCGACCCCGUCCCCGUUCCCGCGCCCCAGCACGCCCUCGCAGCGCGACCAGCAGCCGCCCAAGCGGCUGGACGACCUGCUGGCUGACUUCCCUGAAGCGAGAUUCCCAGUCUCGCAGCCCGAUGGUGUGGUGCGUCGUAAAGUUGAAGUCUCCCACGAAACCCGUCAGGCUUCCUCACCGCCUCCUACACCUACUGCGAAGGCCCCAGCGGUGGGAAGCAAGAACGUCGCCGGCCCGGCCGUGUACUACCCACCUGGACACACGCCGUUCGCUAAGAAGGAUGCUCCUAUUGCUUAUACGGCUGGUGGAAGCGCUUCAGCGGCUCAAGGCGGCGGCGCGUACGCGUCCGGCCGUGGCAUGUAUGAGUACGAAAGCGGCUCGCGCAGCAAGGAGAAGCACUCUGAGAAGAAGACCGCCGUGCCCAUCUGUCUGCCGCUAUGCUGUGCCAUGCCGUGCGUCAUUAUGUAAAAUGUAAACUAGGCGUAAAUCUGUCCAAUGGUAUCCAGGUUUCAAAUGAUAAUAAACUCUAGCCGCCCAUAAAUAAAAAAAUUACAAAUAAAUGCAAUGUUUAUCUUUCAAUAUAAAGAUUUAAAAUAUUUUCUAUGGAAUUAAAAUCAUUUUUAGGCCUAUGGACGGCUACAGUUUAAAAGUGCGUCCAGAUCUGGAGAUAUGGAAGGUAGACAUUAGAGAACUUAGAGGAUCAUUCUUUGUCUACAGCUCUUAUAUUACUAAUAACUGGUAUUGUUAAUUUUCACAUUUAGUAUUUUGUAUGUCAGUUUGACCUUAAAUAUUAUUUUGUGAAUGACCAGUUGAACGAUGUCGUUUGGAAUCUUGGAUGUCAUUUGGAAUCUUGAAUACCAUUUGGAUUUAUAGUAUGUAAGUAAGUACGUGCCGUCGACAUGAUCAAGAAUUUAAUGGGGUAUAUUUUUGAUGCCAGAUGUCAUCAUAGAUAUGUGAAUUUUGCUAAGAAUUUUUGUUGUAUGAAAGUUGUAUGUAAUUGACAAGUUAGUUUGUACGUUCUAAAAUAUAACUUGCCGAUGUAUUUAAUGGAAAUAACAAAAUAUUAAUUAUUUCUUAACUGCCAUUGACUUUUAGUUUCCCAAAAAAGUGCUAAAUUUUUGAAACGUCAUUUUGUAAUUGUAAUUUAAAUGUAUAAUAUAAAUUAAGUCUGUAUACUUCUCAAGGAGAUAGUAUAUAAGAGCUUGCAAGUUGAGUCAGACAUCUGUAAUUUAAAAAAUAUCUAACUUGCAAGUAACAUAAAUAACAUUGAAUCUCAAGUCGAUUUUUAUAAAAUAGAAUAUUUAAUGUAAACUCGAAACAUUGCGACUAACAAAGUGCCAUUACUGAUAUUUUAAAUAUAAGUGUCAAUUACAAAUGUAUAAAUGAAGUGUAAUUUUAUUAAUAAUAAAUUUUAUUAACGGAA
Cydia pomonella (codling moth) is the source of this 2863-nucleotide messenger RNA. RefSeq names its product mucin-2. Bases 202 to 1908 code for a protein of 568 amino acids. The transcript is spliced from 14 exons. Lineage: Eukaryota; Metazoa; Arthropoda; Insecta; Lepidoptera; Tortricidae. The record is from RefSeq and is a predicted model, not a curated record.